Symsagittifera roscoffensis is the source of this 661-nucleotide messenger RNA. RefSeq lists its product as uncharacterized. The transcript has 6 exons. The record is from RefSeq and is a predicted model, not a curated record. NCBI's taxonomy places the organism in Eukaryota, Metazoa, Xenacoelomorpha, Acoela, Convolutidae. Bases 1 to 642 code for a protein of 213 amino acids.
AUGGGACUUAAAGUGGCAGCAUUUGCCCUUUCGACCACUUCGCUUCUGCUCCUGACAACCAUCCCACCAUCUCUGAGUGGGAAGCAGUACAAGACCAAGAUAGCCAACAUCACUCUGGACAAAGCUGAGGCAGUCAAAGACCCGAUGAAGAACGCCAUUUGGAACUACGAGGACAACUCAGAGGCCAAGAAACAUCCGGAAGAGGAGGGCCAACAAGUGAGGAAACACAGCCGGGGGGAGGGGCAGAGCGAUGAGCAUGACGAGUGGGACAGAAUGAUCGAGAGAUUGGCCAGGGGGGACGGAGACGAGAUCAGAUUCCCAUCAAUGGACGAGAUCAUUCACAAAAUCAGCAAACGCAGCAUUAAUUACCAGUUCAACCUAAAUGAGAACCCAGCAGACCCUAACACGUACACUGGAGUGAGGGGGGACAUAGGGGGGUGCAAUGAGCAGGAUCUGGUGGGUGCAUACCACUCAUGUCUGGACAAGCAUAUCAAGAACCAUUACAAGGACAUCAGCAUCGAAGAGUCCAACAACUACUACAAGUGUAUGACUUCCAAAUGUUCGGGGUCGGCUGAUGUCAGAAACCUUGCCAGCUUGACCUCAUUAGCUCUCCUAAUGGUGUUCGUAGCCAACGGAUUUUAAAACCAUGUUUGAUCGAAAC